Molecule: messenger RNA, 20600 nt
Organism: Mandrillus leucophaeus (drill)
Lineage: Eukaryota; Metazoa; Chordata; Mammalia; Primates; Cercopithecidae
Gene: MUC16
Product: mucin 16, cell surface associated
Exons: 110
Coding region: 1-20508 (6835 amino acids)
Source: RefSeq, a predicted model, not a curated record
AUGAAUAUCACUUCAGAUGAGAGUCUGGCCACUUCUAAAGCCACUAUGGACACAGAGGCAAUUCACGUUUCUGAAAACACAGCUGUGACCCAGGUGGGCACCACCAGAGCCAGACAAGAAUUCUAUUUCUCUUACCCAGGCUUCCCAGAGCCAUCCAAAGUGACAUCUCCAAUGGUCACCUCUUCCACGAUAAAAGACAUUGUUUCUACAACCAUACCUGCUUCCUCUGAGAUAACAAGAACUGAGAUGGAGUCAACAUCCACCCUGACCCCCACACCAAGGGAGACCAGGACCUCCCAGGAGAUCCACUCAGCCACAGAGCCAAGCACUGUUCCUUACAAGGCACUCACUAGUGCCACGAUUGAGUACUCCUGGACACAAGUCACGUCCUCUAGCAGAAGACCUAGCCCUGAUCAGUCCACAAUGUCACCAGACAUCUCCACGGAAGUGAUCACCAGGCUCUCUACCUCCCCCAUCAAGACAGAAUCUACAGAAAUGACCAUUACUGCCCAAACGGGUUCUCCUGGGGCUACAUCACAGGGUACGCUUACCUUGGACACCUCAACAACAACUUUUAUGUCAGGGACCCACUCAACUGCAUUUCAAGGAUUUUCACACUCAGAGAUGACCACUCUUAUGAGUAGAACUCCUGGAGAUGUGCCAUGGCCAAGCCAUCCCUCUGUGGAAGAAAUCAGCUCUGCCUCUUCUUUGCUGUCGUCACCUGCUAUGACCUCACUUUCUCCUGUUUCUUCCACAUUACCGGACAGCAUCCAUUCCUCUUCUCUUCCUGUGACAUCACUUCUCACCUCGGGCCUGGUGAAGACCACAGAGCUGUUGGGCACAAGCUCAGAACCUGAAACCAGUUCACCCCCAAAUCUGAGCAGCACCUCAGCUGAAAUACUGGCCACCACUGAAGUCACCACAGAUACAGAGAAACUGGAGGUGACCAAUGUGGUAACCUCAGGUUAUACACAUGAAUCUCCUUCCUCUGCCUUGGCUGACUCAGUGACAACAAAAGCCACAUCUUCAGUAGGUAUCACCUACCCUACAGGAGAUACAAAUGUUCUCGCAGCAACUCCUGCCUUCUCUGACACCAGUAGCAUUCAGACAAAGCCAACGCUUUCACUGACUCCUGGGUUGAUGGAGACCAGCACCUCUGAAGAGACCACCUCUGCCACAGAAACAAACACUGUCCUUUCUAGUGUGCCCACUGGUGCUACUCCUGAGGUCUCCAGGACAGAAGCCAUCUCCUCUAGCAGAACAUCCAUCCCAGGCCCUGCUCAAUCNACAAUAUCACCAGACAUCUCCACAGGAACCAUCAGUUGGUUCUCUACAUCCCCUGUCAUGACAGAAUCAACAGAAAUAACCAUGAACACCCACACAAGUCCUUUAGGGGCCACAACACAAGGCACCAGUACUUUGGACACUUCAAGCAUAACCUCUUUGACAAUGACACACUCAACUCUAUCUCAAGGAUUUUCACACUCACAGAUGAGCACUCUUAUGAAGAGGGGUCCUGAGGAUGUAUCAUGGAUGAGCCCUCCCCUUCUGGAAAAAACUAGCUCUUCUUCUCUGAUGUCUUCACCAGCCACAACUUCACCUUCUCCUGUUUCCUCCACAUUAACAGACAGCAUCUCUUCCUCUCCUCUUCCUGUGACAUCACUCCUUACAUCUGGCCUGGCAAAAACUACAGAUACGUUGCACAAAAGCUUGGAACCUGUAACCAACUCACCUGCAAAUUUGAGCAGCAUCUCAGUUGAAAUACUGGCCACCUCUGAAGUCACCACAGAUAUGGAGAAAAUUCAUCCUUCUUCAAACAGAGCAGUGACCGAUGUGGGGACCUCCAGUUCUGGACAUGAAUCACAAUCUUCUGUCCUAGCUGACUCAGAGACAUCCAAAGCCACAUCUCCAAUGGGUACCACCUACACCAUGGGGGAAACUAGUGUUUCCAUAUCCACUUCUGACUUCUUUGAGACCAGCAGAAUUCAGAUAGAACCAACAUCCUCCCUGACUUCUGGAUUGAGGGAGACCAGCAGCUCUGAGAGGAUCAGCUCAGCCACAGAGAGAAGCACUGUCUUUUCUGAAGUGCCCAGUGGUGCUACCACUGAGGUCUCCAGGACAGAAGUGAUCUCCUCUAGGGGGAUAUCCAUGUCAGGGCCUGAUCAGUCCACCAUGUCACCAGACAUCUCCACUGAAGCCAUCACUAGGCUUUCUACGUCCCCCAUUAUGACAGAAUCAGCAGAAAGUGCCAUCACUAUUCAGACAGGUUCUCCUGGGGGUACAUCACAGGGUACCCUCACCUUGGACACCUCAACAACCUUUUGGUCAGGGACCCACUCAACUGCAUCUCCAGGAUUUUCACACUCAGAGAUGACCACUCUUAUGAGUAGAACUCCUGGAGAUUUGUCAUGGCCAAGCCUUCCCUCUGUGGAAGAAGCCAGCUCUGUUUCUUCUGCACUGUCUUCACCUGCCAUGACCUCGCCUUCUUUUUCCUCUACAUUACCAGAGAGCAUCUCCUCCUCUCCUCAUCCUAUGACUGUACUUCUCACCCCUGGCCCAGUGAAGACCACAGACAUGUUGGGCACAAGCUCAGAAUCUGAAACCAGUCCACCUCCAAAUUUGAGCAGCACCUCAGAUGAAAUAUUAGACACCUCUGAAGUCACCAAAGAUACAGAGAAAAUUCAUCCCUCCUCAAACACACCAGUGAUCAAUGUAGGGACCUUGGUUUAUAAACAUCUAUCCCCUUCCUCUGUUUUGGCUGACUUAGUGACAACAAAAGCCACAUCUCCAAUGGCUACCACCUCCACUCUGGGGAAUACAAGUGUUUCCACAUCAACUCCUGCCUUCCCAGAAACUAUGAUGACAAAGCCAACUUCCUCCCUGACCGCUGAAUUAAGGGAGAUCAGUACCUCUCAAGAGAUCAGCUCAACAACAGAAAGAAGUGCUUCUCUUUCUGGAAUGCCCACUGGUGCUACUACUGAGGUCUCCAAAACAGAAACCAUCUCCGGUACCUUUACCUUGGGCACAUCAAGCACAGCCUCCUGGCCAGGAACUCACUCAGCUGCAACUCAGAGAUUUCCACAGUCAGUGGUGACAACUCCUAUGAGCAGAGGUCCUGAGGACAUGUCAUGGCCAAGCCUCCCAUCUGUGGGAAAAAACAGCUCUCCAUCUUCCCUGGUGUCUUUAUCUACAGUAGCCUCACCUUCGCCGCUUUAUUCCACGCCGUCUGGGAGUAGCCACUCCUCUCCUGUCCCUGUCACUUCUCUUUUCACCUCUGUCAUGAUGAAGACCACAGACAUGUUGGAUGCGAGCUUAGAACCUGAGACCACUUCACCUCCCAGUUUGAAUAUCACCUCAGAUGGGAGUCUGGCCACUUCUAAAGCCACUGUGGAGACAGAGGCAAUUCAGGUUUUUGAAAACACAGCAGCGUCCCAUGUGGAAACCACCAGUGCUAGAGAGGAACUCUAUUCCUCCUCCCCAGGCUUCUCAGAGCCAACCAAAGUGACAUCUCCAAUGGUCACCUCUUCCUCUAUAAGAGACAACAUUGUUUCCACAACAAUGCCUGUCUCCUCUGGCCUUACAAAGAUUGAGAUAGAGUCAAUGUCAUCUCUGACCCCUGGACUGAGGGAGACCAGAACCUCCCAGGACAUCAUCUCAUCCACAGAGACAAGCACUGUCCUUUACAAGAUGCCCUCUGAUGCCACUCCUGAGGUCUCCAGGACAGAAGUUAUGUCCUCUAGCAGAACAUCCAUUCCUGGUCCUGCUCAGUCCACAAUGUCACCAGACAUCUCCGAUGAAGUUGUCACCAGGCUCUCUACCUCCCCCAUCAUGACAGAAUCUGCAGAAAUAACCAUCACCACCCAAACAGGUUCUUCACUGGCUACAUCCCAGGUUACCCUUCCCUUGGGCACCUCAACGACCUUUUUGUCAGGGACCCACACAACUGUGUCUCAAGGACUUUCACACUCAGAGAUGACCAAUCUUAUGAGCAGGGGUCCUGAAAAUCUGUCAUGGACGAGCCCUCGCUUUGUGGAAACAACUAGAUCUUCCUCUUCUCUGACAUCAUUACCUCUCGCGACCUCACUUUCUCCUGUGUUCUCCACAUUACUAGAGAGUAGCCCCUCCUCUCCUCUUCCUGUGACUUCACUUAUCCUCCCAGGCCUGGUGAAGACUACGGAAGUGUUGGACACAAGCUCAGAGCCUAAAACCAGUUCAUCUCCAAAUCUGAGCAGCACCUCAGUUGAAAUACCAGCCACCUCUGAAAUCAUCACAGAUACAGAGAAAAUUCAUCCUACCUCAAACACAGCGGUGACCAAAGUGGGGACCUCCAGUUCUGUUCAUGAAUCUCAUUCCUCUGUCCUAGCUGACUCAGAAACAACCCGGACCACACCUUCAAUGGGUAUCACCUCCCCUGUGGAGGACACCACUGUUUUCACAUCAAUUCCUGCCUUCUCUGAGACUAGGAGGAUUCCAACAGAGCCCACAUUCUCACUGACUCCUGGAUUCAGGGAGACUAGCACCUCUGAAGAGACCAGCUCAAUCACAGAAACAAGUGCAGUCCUUUUUGGAGUGCCCACUAGUGCUACUACUGAGGUCUCUGUGACAGAAAUCAUGUCCUCUAACAGAACACACAUCCCUGACCCUGAUCAGUCCACAAUGUCUCCAGACAUCAUCACUGAAGUGAUCACCAGGCUCUCUUCCUCAUCCAUGAUGUCAGAAUCAACAGAAAUGACCAUCACCACCCAAACAAGUUCUCCUGGGGCUACAACACAGAGUACCCUUACCUUGGCCACAACAACAGCACCCUUGGCAAAGACCCAUUCAACUGUUCCUCCAAGAUUUUUACACUCAGAGAUGACAACUCUUAUGAGCAGGAGUCCUGAAAAUCCAUCAUGGAAGAGCUCUCCCUUUGUGGAAAAAACUAGCUCUUCCUCUUCUCUGUUGUCCUUACCUGUCACAACGUCACCUUCUGUUUCUUCCACAUUACCACAGAGUAUCCCUUCCUCCUCUUUUCCUGUGACUUCAUUCCUCACCCCAGGCAUGGUGAAGACUACAGACAUAAGCACAGAACCUGGAACCAGUUUAUCUCCAAAUCUGAGCAGCACCUCAGUUGAAAUACCGGCUGCCUCUGAAGUCACCACAGAUACAGAGAAAAUUCACCCUUCUUCAAGCAUGGCAGUGACCAAUGUGGGAACCACUAAUUCUGGACAUGAACUAUAUUCCUCUGUUUCAAUCCACUUGGAGCCAUCCAAGGCUACAUACCCAGUGGGUACUUCCUCUUCCAUGGCUGAAACCACUAUUUCCACAUCAACGCCUGCCAAUAUUGAGACCACAAGAUUUGAGGCAGAGCCAUUUUCUCAUUUGACUUCUGCAUUUAGGAAGACUAACACGUCCCUGGACACCAGCUCAGUCACACCAACAAAUACACCUUCUUCUCCUGGGUCUGCUCAUCUUUUACAGAGUUCCAAGACUGACUUCACCUCUUCUGUGAAAACAUCAUCCCCAGACCGGCCUCCAGCCUCACAGUAUACUGAAAUUCCAGUGGACAUAAUCACCCCCUUUAAUGCUUCUCCAUCUAUUAUGGAGUCCACUGGAGUAACCUCCUUCCCAGAAUCCAAGUUUACUAUGUCUGUAACAGAAAGUACUCAUCAUCUGAGUACAGAUUUGCUGCCUUCAGCUGAGACUAUUUCCACUGGCACAGUGAUGCCUUCUCUAUCAGAGGCUGUGACUUCAUUUGCCACCACUGGAGUUCCACGAGUCAUCUCGGGUUCAGGUAGUCCAUUCUCUAGGACAGAGUCAGGCCCUGGGGAUGCUACUCUGUCCACCAUUGCAGAGAGCCUGCCUUCAUCCACUCCUGUGCCAUUCUCCUCUUCAACCUUCACUACCACUGAUUCUUCAACCAUCCCAGCCCUCCAUGGGAUAACUUCCUCUUCAGCUACUCCACAUAGAGUGGACACCAGUCUUGGGACAGAGAGCAGCACUACUGAAGGACACUUCAUUAUGGUCAGUACUUUGGACACUUCGAGCCAACCAGCCAGGACAUCUUCAUCACCCAUUUUGGAUACCAGAAUGACAGAGAGCGCUGAGCUGGGAACAGUGACAAGUGCUUAUCAAGUUCCUUCACUCUCAACACGAUUGACAAGAACUGAUGGCAUUAUGGAGCACAUCACAAAAAUACCCAGUGAAGCAGCACACAGAGGUACCAUAAGACCAGUCAAAGGUCCUCAGACAUCCACAUUGCCUGUCAGUCCUAAAGGACUACACACGGGAGGGACAAAAAGAAUGGAGACCACCACCACAGCUCCGAAGACCACUUCCAGAGCCAUCUUGAUCACCAGUGUCUAUACUUCCACUUUGGGAACACUGACUCCCCUCAAUGCAUCAGUGCAAAUGGCCAGCACAAGCACCACAGAAAUGACGAUCACAACCCCAUAUGUUUCCCCUGAUGUUCCAGAAAUGACAUCCUCAUUGGCUACCAGCCUGGGAGCAGAAACCAGAACAGCUCUUCCCAGGACAACCCCAUCUAUUUUCAAUAGAGAAUCAAAGACCACAGCCUCACUGGUCCCUAGUUCUGAGGCAGAGACAAGUCCAGCUAUUCAAACUCUAGAUGUUUCUUCUAGUGAGCCAGAUACAACAGCUUCAUGGGUUAUCCAUCCUGCAGAGACCAUCCCAACUGUUUCCAAGACAACCCCCAGUUUUUCCCACAGUGAAUCACACACUGUAUCUUCCACAGCUACCAGUCAUGGGGCAGAAGUCAGCUCAGCCAUUCCAACAAAUAUCUCACCCAGUGAACCAGAUGCACUGACCCCACUGGUCACUAUUUCUGGGACAGAUGCUAGUACAACGUUCCCAACACUGACUAAGUCCCCACAUGAAACACAGACAAGAACCACAUGGCUCACUCAUCCUGCAGAGACCAGCUCAACCACUCCCAGAACAAUCCCCAAUUUUUCCCAUCGUGAAUCAGAUGCCACACCUUCAGUGGCCACCAGUCCUGGGGCAGAAACCAGUUCAGCUAUUCCAACUAUGACUGUCUCACCUGGUGCAGCAGAUCUGGUGACCUCACAGGUCACUAGUUCUGGAACAGACCGAAAUAUGACUAUUCCAACUUUGACUCUUUCUUCUGGUGAACCAAAGACCACAGGCUCAUUAGUCACCCAUCCUGAAGCACAGACAAGUUCAGCCAUUCCAACUUCAACUAUCUCGCCUGGUGUAUCACGGAUGGUGACCUCAAUGGUCACCAGUUUGGCGGCAGAGACAAGUACAACUAAUCCAGCUCUGACAAGCUCCCCUGGUGAACCAGCUACCACAGAUUCAUUGGUCAUGCAUCCUGCACAGACCAGCCCAACAGUUCCCUGGACAACUUCUAUUUUUUUCUAUAGUAAAUCAGACACCAUCCCUUCAAUAGCCACCAGUCAUGGGGCACAAUCCAGUUCAGCUGUCCCAACUCCAACUGUUUCACCUGGAGUACCAGGAGUGGUGACCCCUCUGGGCACUAGUUCUAUGACAGUGACAGGUACAACUACUCCAAUUCUGACUCUUUCUGCUGGUGAACCAGAGACCACACCUUCAAUGGCCACCAGUCGUGAGGCAGAAGCCAGCUCAGCUGUUCCAACUGUUUCACCUGGGGUACUAGAAGUGGUGACCCCUUUGGUCACUAGUUCUAGGGCAGUGACAGGUACAACUAUUCCAAUUCUGACUCUUUCUCCUGGUGAACCAGAGACUACACCUUCAACGGCCACCAGUCAUAGGGUAGAAGGGGCAGAAGCCAGCUCUGCUGUUCCAACUCCAACUGUUUCACCUGGGGUACCAGGAGUGGUGACCCCUUUGGUCACUAGUUCUAGGGCAGUGAUCAGUACAACUAUUUCAACUCUGACUCUUUCUCCUGGUGAACCAGAGACCACACCUUCAAUGGCCACCAGUCAUAGGACAGAAAGGGCAGAAGCCAGCUCAACUGUUCCAACUGUUUUACCUGGGGUACCAGGAGUGGUGACCUCUCUAGUCACUAGUUCUAGUGCAGUAGCCAGUACAACUAUUCCAACUCUGGCUAUUUCUUCUAGUGAACCAGAGACCACAACUUCAUUAGUCACUCAUUCUGAGGCAAAGACAAUUUCAGCCAUUCCAACUUUAGCUGUCUCCCCUACUGAACAAGGGCUGGUGACUUCACUGGUCCCUAGUUCUGGGUCAGAGACCAGUGCAUUUCCAAAUCUAACUGUUGUCUCAGGUCAACCAGAGACCACAGCCUCAUGGAUCACUCAUUUCGGGACAGAAACAAACUCUGUUGUUCCAACUUUGACUGUCUCCACUGGGGAGCCAUUUACAAAAAUCUCAUUUGUCACCCAUCCUGCAGAGAGUAGCUCAACUGUUCCCAGGACAACCUCAAGCUUUUCCCAUAGUGAAUCAGACACUAUGCCUUCCACAGUCACCAGUCCUGAGGCAGAAUCCAGCUCAGCCAUUUCAACAACUAUUUCACCUGGUAUACCAGGUGUGCUGACUUCCCUGGUCACUAGCUCUGGGACAGACAUCAGUGCAACUUUUCCAACAGUGCCUGAGUCCCCACAUGAAUCAGAGGCAACAGCCUCAUGGGUUACUCAUCCUGCAGUCACCAGCACAACAGUUCCCAGGACAACCCCUAAUUUUUCUCAUAGUGAACCAGACACCACACCCUCAAUAGCCACCAGUCCCGGGGCAGAAGCCAGUUCAGCUUUUCCAACAAUAACUGCCUCAUCUGAUGUACCAGAUAUGGUGACCUCACAGGUCACUAGUUCUGGGACAGACACCGGUAUAACUAUUCCAGCUCUGACUCUUUCUCCUGAUGAACAAGAGACCACAACCUCAUUUAUCACCUAUUCUGAGACACACACAAGUUCAGCCAUUCCAACUCUGACUGUCUCCCCUGGUGCAUCAAAGAUGCUGACCUCACUGGUCACUAGUUCUGGGACAGACAGCACUACAACUUUCCGAACACUGACGGAGACCCCAUAUGAACCAGAGACAACAGCCACACAGCACAUUCAUCCUGCAGAGACCAACACAAUGGUUUCCAGGACAACCCCCAAGUUUUCCCAUAGUGAGUCAGACACCACACUCCCAGUAGCCAUCACCAGUCCUGGGCCAGAAGCCAGUUCAGCUGUUUCAACGACAACUAUCUCACCUGAUAUGUCAGAUCUGGUGACCUCACUGGUCCCUAGUUCUGGGACAGACACCAGUACAACCUUCCCAACAUUGAGUGAGACCCCAUAUGAACCAGUGACUACAGCCACAUGGCUCACUCAUCCUGCAGAGACCAGCACAAAGGUUUCUAGGACAAUUCCCAACUUUUCCCAUAGGGGAUCAGACAGUACACCCUCAAUGGUCACCAGUCCUGGAGUAGAUGCCAGGUCAGCUGUUCCAGUUACAACCAUCCCAUCCAGUAUACCAGAGGUAGUGACGUCACAGGUCACUAGUUCUGCAACAGACACUAGUACAGCUAUUCCAACUUUGACUCCUUCUCUUGGUGAACCAGAGACCACAGCCUCAUUGGCUGCCCAUCCUGGGACACAGACUGGCUUCACUGUUCCAAUUCGGACUGUUCCCUCUAGUGAGCCAGGUACAACAGCUUCCUGGGUCACUCAUCCUGCACAGGUCAGCACACCUGUUUUGAGAACAACCCCCAGUUUUUCCCAUAGUAGACCAGAUGCCACACCUUUAAUGGCCACCAGUCCUGGGACAGAAGUCAGUUCAGCUGUGCUGACAACAAUCUCACCUGGUGCACCAGAGAUGGUGACUUCACAGAUCACUAGUUCUGGGGCAGCAACUAGUACAACUAUUCCAACUUUGACUCAUUCUCCUGUUAUGCCAGAGACCACAGCCUUAUUGAUCACCCAUCCCAGCACAGAGACAAGUACAACGUUUCCUGCUUCAACUGUGUUUCCUCAAGUAUCAGGGACAACAGCCUCACUCUCCAUUAGACCUGGCACAGAGACUAGCACAGCUCUCUCAACUCAGACAACAUCCUCUCUCUUCACCCUACUUGUAACUGGAACUGGCAGAGUUGAUCUAAAUCCAACUGCUUCACCUGGUGUUUCUGCAAAAACAGCCUCACUUUCCACCUAUCCAGGGACAGAAACCAGCACAAUGAUUCCAACUUCAACUCUUUCCCUUGGUUUAUUAGAGACUACAGGCUCACUAGCCACCAGCUCUUCAGUAGAGACCAGCACCGGUACUCUAACUCUGACUGUUUCCCCUGCUGUCUCUGGGCUUCCCAGUGCCUCCAUAACAACUGGUAAGCCCCAAACUGUGACCUCCUGGAACACAAAAACCUCACCAUCUGUAACUUCAGCUGGACCCCCAGAAUUUUCCGGGACUGUCACAGGCACCCCUAUGACCUUGAUACCAUCAGAGACGCCAACACCACCUAAACCCAGUCAUAGAGAAGGAGUGAGUCCAACCACUAUCUUGAGAACUACGGUGGUUGAAACCACUAAUUUAGCUGCCACAGGUUCCAGUCCCACUGUGGCCAAGACCACAACCACCUUCAAUACACUGGCUGGAAGCUCCUUUGCUCCUCUGACCACACCUGGGAUGUCCACCUUGGUCUCUGAGAGUGUGACCUCAAGAGCAAGUAAGAAUAACUUUUUUAUUGUGUACACGAAGGACAUGGGGCGCAUGGGCUCUGAAAUAUUCAAUGCCACCGAGAGGGCCCUGCAGCAGCUGCUCGAGCCCUUGUUCCAGAACAGCAGUAUUGGUUCCCUCUAUGCUGGCUGCAGGCUGACCUCGCUCAGUGUUCUCGGGGCGCAGCAGAUUCAGUACCCUUUCCUUACACCUUACAACCCUGCAGCCUCUCUGGCUGAAAAGGAUGGGACAAGCACCAGAGUGGAUGCCAUCUGCACCUACCGCUCAGAUCCCACCAGCUAUGAGCUGGACAGAGAGCAGCUGUACUGGGAGCUGAGCCAGUUGACUCACGGUGUCACCCUGCUGGGACCCUACACUCUUAACAGGAACAGCCUCUAUGUCAAUGGUUAUAACCAUCGGUACCAGACCCCUGCCACCAGCACUCCAGUGACUUCUACAUUCUCCCCAGGGAUUUCCACAUCCUCCAUCCCCAGCUCCACAGCAGUCACAGUCCCAUUCAUGGUGCCAUUCACCCUCAACUUCACCAUCACCAACCUGCAGUACGUGGAGGACAUGCGGCACCCUGGUUCCAGGAAGUUCAACGCCACAGAGAGAGUCCUGCAGGGUCUGCUCAAACCCUUGUUCAGGAAUAGCAGUCUGGAAUACCUCUAUUCAGGCUGCAGACUAGCCUCACUCAGGCCAGAGAAGGACGGAUCAGCCACAGCAGUGGAUGCCAUCUGCACACAUCGCCCUGACCCUGAAGGCCUCGGACUGGACAGAGAGCGACUGUACUGGGAGCUGAGCAACCUGACCAAUGGCAUCCAGGAGCUGGGCCCCUACACCCUGGACCGGAACAGUCUCUAUGUCAACGGUUUCACCCAUCGAAGCUCUAUGUCCGCCACCAGCACUCCUGGGACCUCCACAGUGGAUGUGGGAACCUCAGGGACUCUAUCCUCCAGCCCCAGCCCCACGACUGCUGGCCCUCUCCUGGUGCCGUUCACCCUCAACUUCACCAUCACCAACCUGCAGUACGAGGAGGACAUGCGUCGCCCUGGCUCCAGGAAGUUCAACACCACAGAGAGGGUCCUGCAGGGUCUGGUUAGUGUCUUGCCCUCCACACUCUGCCUUGCUCAUGAUACCCAGUUCCCCUUACAUCAUCCAUGCCGACUGACCCUCCCCAGACCCGAGAAGGAUGGGGCAGCCACUGGAGUGGAUGCCAUCUGCACCCACCGCCUUGACCCCAAAAGCCCUGGACUCAACAGGGAGCAGCUGUACUGGGAGCUAAGCAAGCUGACCAAUGGCAUUGAUGAGCUGGGCCCCUACACCCUGGACAGGAACAGUCUCUAUGUCAAUGGUUUCACCCAUCGGAGCUCUGUGUCCACCACCAGCACUCCUGGGACCUCCAUAGUGGAUUUUGGAACCUCAGGGACUCCAUCCUCCCUCUCCAGCCCCACGAUCAUUGGCCCUCUCCUGGUGCCGUUCACCCUCAACUUCACUAUCACCAACCUGCAGUACGAGGAGGACAUGCAUCACCCUGGCUCCAGGAAGUUCAACACCACAGAGAGGGUCCUGCAGGGUCUGCUUGGCCCUGUAUUCAAGAACACUAGUGUUGGCCCUGUGUACUCUGGCUGCAGACUGACCUCUCUCAGGUCCGAGAAGGAUGGAGCAGCCACUGGAGUGGAUGCCAUCUGCACCCACCAUCUUGACCCCAAAAGCCCUGGACUCAACAGAGAGCAGCUGUACUGGGAGCUGAGCCAACUGACCAAUGGUAUCAAAGAGCUGGGCCCCUACACCCUGGACAGUAACAGUCUCUAUGUCAAUGGUUUCACCCAUCGGACCUCUGUGUCCACCACCAGCACUCCUGGGACCUCCACAGUGGCCUUUGGAACCUCAGGGACUCCAUCCUUCCUCCCAAGCCCCACAGCUGCUGGCCCUCUCCUGGUGCCUUUCACCCUCAACUUCACCAUCACCAACCUAAAGUAUGAGGAGGACAUGCGUCACCCUGGUUCCAGGAAGUUCAACACCACAGAGAGGGUCUUGCAGAAUUUGCUUGGUCCCAUGUUCAAGAACACCAGUGUUGGCCCUCUGUACUCUGGCUGCAGACUGACUUUGCUCAGGUCCGAGAAGGAUGGAGCAGCCACUGGAGUGGAUGCCAUCUGCACCCACCGUCUUGACCCCAAAAGCCCUGGAGUGGACAGGGAGCAGCUGUACUGGGAACUGAGCCACUUGACCCGUGGCAUCAAAGAGCUGGGGUCCUACACUCUGGACAUGAACAGGCUGUAUGUCAAUGGUUUCACCCAUCGGACCUCUGUGCCCACCACCAGCACUCCUGGGACCUCCACAGUGGACCUUGGGACUUCAGAGACUCCAUAUUCCCUCACCAGCCCCACAAGUAAGCACCAGCCAAUGGUAUCUGUGUCCGAGAAGGAUGGAGCAGCCACUGGAGUGGAUGCCCUCUGCACCCACCGUCUUGACCCCAGAAGCCCUGGAGUGGACAGGGAGCAGCUGUACUGGGAACUGAGCCACUUGACCCAUGGCAUCAAAGAGCUGGGGCCCUACACCCUGGACAGGAACAGCCUCUAUGUCAAUGGUUUCACCUAUCGGACCUCUGUGCCCACCACCAGCACUCCUGGGACCUCCACAGUGGACCUUGGGACCUCAGGGACUCCAUCCUCCGUCCCCAGCCCCACAACUGCUGGCCCUCUCCUGGUGCCAUUCACCCUCAACUUCACCAUCACCAACCUGAAGUAUGAGGAGGACAUGCAUCACCCUGGCUCCAGGAAGUUCAACACCACGGAAAGAGUCCUGCAGAGUCUGCUUGGUUCCAUGUUCAAGAACACCAGUGUUGGCCCUCUGUACUCUGGCUGCAGACUGACCUUGCUCAGGUCCGAGAAGGAUGGGGCAGCCACUGGAGUGGAUGCCAUCUGCACCCACCGUCUUGACCCCAAAAGCCCUGGAGUGGACAGGGAGCAGCUGUACUGGGAACUGAGCCAGCUGACCCAUGGCAUCAAAGAGCUGGGGCCCUACACCCUGGACAGGAACAGCCUCUAUGUCAAUGGUUUCACCUAUCGGACCUCUGUGCCCACCACCAACACUCCUGGUACCUCCACAGUGGACCUUGGGACCUCAGGGACUCCAUCCUACGUCCCCAGCCCCACAACUGCUGGCCCUCUCCUGGUGCCGUUCACCCUCAACUUCACCAUCACUAACCUGAAGUACGAGGAGGACAUGCGUCGCCCUGGCUCCAGGAAGUUCAACACCACGGAGAGGGUCCUUCAGAGUCUGCUUGGUCCCAUGUUCAAGAACACCAGUGUUGGCCCUCUGUACUCUGGCUGCAGACUGACUUUGCUCAGGUCCGAGAAGGAUGGAGCAGCCACUGGAGUGGAUGCCAUCUGCACCCACCAUCUUGACCCCAAAAGUCCUGGAGUGGACAGGGAGCAGCUGUAUUGGGAGCUGAGCCAGCUGACCCAUGGCAUCAAAGAGCUGGGCCCCUAUACCCUGGACAGGAACAGUUUGUAUGUCAAUGGUUUCACCCAUCGGACCUCUGUGCCCACCACCAACACUCCUGGGACCUCCACAGUGGAACUUGGGACCUUAGGGACUCCAUCCUCCCUCCCCAGCCCUACAUCUGCUGGCCCUCUCCUGGUUCCAUUCACCCUCAACUUCACCAUCACCAACCUGCAGUACGAGGAGGACAUGCAUCACCCAGGGUCCAGGAAGUUCAACACCACAGAGAGGGUCCUGCAGGGUCUGCUUGGUCCCGUGUUCAACAACACCAGUGUCGGCCCUCUGUACUCUGGCUGCAGACUGACCUUGCUCAGGCCUGAGAAGAAUGGGGCAGCCACUGGAGUGGAUGCCAUCUGCACCCACCGUCUUGACCCCAAAAGCCCUGGACUCAACAGAGAGCAGCUGUACUGGGAGCUGAGCCAGCUGACCCAUGGCAUCAAAGAGCUGGGGCCCUACACCCUGGACAGGAACAGUCUCUAUGUCAAUGGUUUCACCCAUUGGAGCUCUGUGGCCCCCACCACUCCUGGGACUUCCACAGUGGAGCUUGGAACCUCAGGGACUCCAUCCUUCCUCCUCAGCCCCACAGCAGCUGUUCCUCUCCUGGUGCCGUUCACCCUCAACUUCACCAUCACCAAUCUGCAGUAUGGGGAGGACAUGCAUCACCCUGGCUCCAGGAAGUUCAACACCACAGAGAGGGUCCUGCAGGGUCUGCUUGGUCCGUUGUUCAAGAACUCCAGUGUCAGCCCUCUGUACUCUGGCUGCAGGCUGAUCUCCCUCAGGUCUGAGAAGGAUGGGGCAGCCACUGGAGUGGAUGCCAUCUGUACCCACCGCCUUACCCCUCAAAGCCCUGGACUGGACAGGGAGCAGCUGUACUGGGAGCUGAGCCAGAUGACCAAUGGCAUCAAAGAGCUGGGCCCCUACACCCUGGACAGGAACAGUCUCUAUGUCAAUGGUUUCACCUAUCGGAGCUCUGUGCCCACCACCAGCACUCCUUGGACUUCCACAGUGGACCUUGGAAUCUCAGGGACACCAUCCCCCGUCCCCAGCCCCACAACUGCUGGCCCUCUCCUGGUGCCAUUCACCCUCAACUUCACCAUCACCAACCUGCAGUAUGAGGAGGACAUGCAUCGCCCUGGAUCAAGGAAGUUCAACACCACAGAGAGGGUCCUGCAGGGUCUGCUGAGUCCCAUAUUCAAGAACUCCAGUGUUGGCCCUCUGUACUCUGGCUGCAGACUGACUUCUCUCAGGACUGAGAAGGAUGGAGCAGCCACUGGAGUGGACGCUGUCUGCCUCUACCACCCUGAUCCCAAAAGACCUGGGCUGGACAGAGAGCAGCUCUACUGGGAGCUGAGCCAACUGACCCACAGCAUCACUGAACUGGGCCCCUACACCCUGGACAGAGACAGUCUGUAUGUCAAUGGUUUCACCCAUCGGAAAUCUGUGCCCACUACCAGUACUCCUGGGACCCCCACAGUGUACCUGGCAACCUCUGGGACUCCAUCCUCCCUCUCCAGCCACACAGCCGCUGGCCCUCUCCUGAUACCAUUCACCCUCAACUUUACCAUCACUAACCUGCAUUAUGAGGAAAACAUGCAACACCCUGGCUCCAGAAAGUUCAACACCACGGAGAGGGUUCUGCAGGGUCUGCUCAAGCCCUUGUUCAAGAGCACCAGUGUCGGCCCUCUGUACUCUGGCUGCAGACUGACCUUGCUCAGACCUGAGAAGGAUGGGACAGCCACUGGAGUGGACGCCAUCUGCACCCACCGGUUUGAUCCCACCAGCCCUGGACUGGACAGAGAGCGGCUAUACUGGGAGCUGAGCCAGCUGACCAACAGCAUCACAGAGCUGGGCCCCUACACCCUGGACAGAGACAGUCUCUAUGUCAAUGGCUUCACCCAUCAGAGCUCUGUGCCAACCAGAAUUCCUGGGACCUCUGCAGUGCACUUGGAAACCUCUGGGACUCCAGCCUCCCUCCCUGGCCACACAGUGCCUGGUCCUCUCCUCCUGCCAUUCAGCCUCAACUUCACCAUCACCAACUUGCAGUAUGAGGAGGCCAUGCGACACCCUGGCUCCAGGAAGUUCAACACCACGGAGAGGGUCCUACAGGGUCUGCUGGGGCCCUUGUUCAAGAAUACCAGUAUCAGCCCUUUGUACUCCAGCUGCAGACUGACCUUGCUCAGGCCAGAGAAGGACAAGGCAGCCACCAGAGUGGAUGCCAUCUGUACCUACCGCCCUGACCCUCAAAGCCCUGGACUGGACAGAGAGCAGCUGUACUGGGAGCUGAGCCAGUUGACCCAUGGCAUCACUGAGCUGGGCCCCUACACCCUGGACAGGGACAGUCUCUAUGUCAAUGGUUUCACUCAUUGGAGCUCCAUACCAACCACCAACACUCCUGGGACCUCCACAGUGAACCUGGGAACCUCUGGGAUCCUGUCUUCCCUCCCUGAAACUACAGCCACCAGCCCUCUCCUGGUGCCAUUCACACUCAACUUCACCAUCACUAACCUACAGUAUGAGGAGAACAUGGGUCACCCUGGCUCCAGGAAGUUCAACACCACGGAGAGGGUUCUGCAGGGUCUGCUCAAGCACUUGUUCAAGAGCACGGAUGUUGGCCCUCUGUAUUCUGGCUGCAGAUUGACCUUGCUCAGGCCUGAGAAGGAUGGAGCAGCCACCAGAGUGGACGCCAUCUGUACCCACCGCCCUGACCCCAAAAUCCCUGGGCUAGACAGAGAGCGGCUAUACUGGGAGCUGAGCCAGCUGACCCACAGCAUCACUGAGCUGGGCCCCUACACCCUGGACAGGGAUAGUCUCUAUGUCAAUGGUUUCACCCAGCGGAGCUCUGUUUCUGUCACCAGCACUCCUGGGACUUUCACAGUACAGCUGGAAACCUCUGAGACUCCAUCAUCCCUCCCUGGCCCCACAGGCACUGGCCCUCUCCUGCUGCCAUUCACCCUCAAUUUUACCAUCAAUAACCUGCGAUACAAGGAGGACAUGGGUCGCCCUGGCUCCAGGAAUUUCAACACCACGGAGAGGGUCCUUCAGGGUCUGCUUAGGCCCUUGUUCAAGAACACCAGUGUUGGCGCUCUGUACUCUGGUUGCAGACUGACCUUGCUCAGGCCUGAGAAGGAUGGGGCAGCCACCAGAGUGGAUGCUGUCUGCACCCACCGUCCUGACCCCCAAAGCCCUGGACUGGACAGAGAGCAGCUGUACUGGAAGCUGAGCCAGCUGACCCACGGCAUCACUGAGCUGGGCCCCUACACCCUGGACAGACACAGUCUCUAUGUCAAUGGUUUCACCCAUCAGAGCUCCAUGAUGACCACCAGAACUCCUGAUACCUCCACAAUGCACCUGGGAACCUCGAGAACUCCAGCCUCCCUGUCUGGACCCACGACCGCCAGCCCUCUCCUGGUGCUAUUCACACUUAACUUCACCAUCACUAACCUGUGGUAUGAGGAGAGCAUGCAUCACCCUGGCUCUGGAAAGUUUAACACCACAGAGAGAGUCCUUCAGGGUCUGCUCAGGCCUUUGUUCAAGAACACCAGUGUUGGCCCUCUGUACUCUGGCUGCAGACUGACCUUACUCAGGCCCAAGAAGGAUGGGGCAGCCACCAAAGUGGAUGCCAUCUGCGCCUACCGCCCUGACCCCAAAAGCCCUGGACUGGACAGAGAGCAGCUAUACUGGGAACUGAGCCAGCUGACCCAUGGCAUCACUGAGCUGGGCCCCUACACCCUGGACAGGGACAGUCUCUAUGUCAAUGGUUUCACACAAUGGAGCUCUGUACCCACCACCAGCACUCCUGGGACCUCCACAGUGGACCUGGGAACAUCUGGGACUCCAGCUUCUAAACCUGGUCCCUCAGCUGCCAGCCCUCUCCUGGUGCCGUUCACUCUCAACUUCACCAUCACCAACCUGCGGUAUGAGGAGAACAUGCAGCACCGUGGCUCCAGGAAGUUCAACACCACGGAGAGGGUCCUUCAGGGCCUGCUCAGGCCCCUGUUCAAGAGCACCAGUGUUGGCCCUCUGUACUCUGGCUGCAGACUGACCUUGCUCAGGCCUGAGAAGGAUGGGGCAGCCACUGGAGUAGACGCCAUCUGCACCCACCACCCUGACCCCAAAAGCCCUAGGCUGGACAGAGAGCAGUUGUAUUGGGAGCUGAGCCAGCUGACCCACAGCAUCACUGAGCUGGGCCCCUAUACCCUGGACAACGACAGCCUCUUUGUCAAUGGUUUCACCCAUCGGAGCUCUGUGCCCACCACCAGCACUCCUGGGAUCCCCACAGUGUAUCUGGGAGCAUCUAGGACUCCAACCUCGCUACUUGGCCCUUCAGCUGCCAGCCAUCUCCUGAUACUAUUCACCCUCAACUUCACCAUCACUAACCUGCAGUAUGAGGAGAACAUGUGGCCUGGCUCCAGGAAGUUCAACACUACAGAGAGGGUCCUUCAGGGUCUGCUAAGGCCCUUGUUCAAGAACACCAGUGUUGGCCCUCUGUACUCUGGCUGCAGGCUGACCUUGCUCAGGCCAGAGAAGGUUGGGGAAGCCACCGGAGUGGAUGUCAUCUGCACCCACCGCCCUGACCCCACAGGCCCUGGGCUGGACAGAGAGCAGCUGUAUUUGGAGCUGAGCCAGCUGACCCAUAGCAUCACUGAGCUGGGGCCCUACACCCUGGACAGGGACAGUCUCUAUGUCAAUGGUUUCACCCAUCGGAGCUCUGUGCCCACCACCAGCACCGGGGUGGUCAGCGAGGAGCCCUUCACACUGAACUUCACCAUCAACAACCUGCGCUACAUGGCGGACAUGGGUCAACCCGGCUCCCUCAAGUUCAACAUCACAGACAAUGUCAUGCAGCACCUGGUGAGAGGCCUGCCUCCCUCUGCAGCCCUGGGUGCUAGGUUCUGGGGCUUCAAUACAAUAAGAGUGCACCUCUCCCUCCUCAGGUCUGUGAAGAACGGCGCUAAGACACAGGUGGACAUCCUCUGCACCUACCUGCAGCCCCUCAGUGGCCCAGCUCUGCCUAUCAAGCAGGUGUUCCAUGAGCUGAGCCAGCAGACCCACGGCAUCACCCGGCUGGGCCCCUACUUUCUGGACAAAGACAGCCUCUACCUUAACGGUUACAAUGAACCUGGUCCAGAUGAGCCUCCUACAACUCCCAAGCCAGCCACCACAUUCCUGCCUCCUCUGUCAGAAGCCACAACAGCCAUGGGCUACCACCUGAAGACCCUCACACUCAACUUCACCAUAUCCAAUCUCCAGUAUUCACCAGACAUGGGCAAUGGCUCAGCUGCCUUCAACUCCACCGAGAGGGUCCUGAAGCACCUGCUCAGAGCCUUGUUCCAGAGGAGCAGCAUGGGCCCCUUCUACUUGGGUUGCCGACUGAUCUCCCUCAGGCCUGAGAAGAAUGGAGCAGCCACUGGCGUGGACACCACCUGCACCUACCACACUGACCCUGUGGGCCCUGGGCUGGACAUACAGCAGCUUUACUGGGAGCUGAGUCAACUGACCCAUGGUGUCACCCAACUGGGCUUCUAUGUCCUGGACAGGGAUAGCCUCUUCAUCAACGGCUAUGCACCCCAGAAUUUAUCAAUCCGGGGCAAGUACCAGAUACAUUUCCAUAUUGUCAACUGGAACCUCAGUAAUCCAGACCCCACGUCCUCAGAGUACAUCGCCCUGCUGAGGGACAUCCAGGACAAGGUCACCACACUCUACAAAGGCAGCCAACUACACGACACGUUCCGCUACUGCCUGGUCACCAACUUGACAAAGAGAGUUGGACAGGUAGAUGGGUGGAUGGAUGCAAAAAUGGAGCCAUCAGUUUAUCAACCAACAAAACCAACAAGCAGUUCCAGCACCCAGCACUUCUACCUGAAUUUCACCAUCACCAACCUACCAUAUUCCCAGGACAUAUCCCAGCCAAGCACCACCAAUUACCAGAGGAACAAAAGGAAUAUUGAGGACGCGCUCAACCAACUCUUCCGAAAUAGCAGCAUCAAGAGCUAUUUUUCUGACUGUCAAGUUUCAACAUUCAGGUCUGUCCCCAACAGCCACCACACGGGGGUGGAUUCCCUGUGUAACUUCUCGCCACUGGCUCGGAGAGUAGACAGAGUUGCCAUCUAUGAGGAAUUCCUGCGGAUGACCCGGAAUGGUAGCCAGCUGCAGAACUUCACCCUGGACAGGAGCAGUGUCCUUGUGGAUGGGUAUUCUCCCAACAGAAAUGAGCCCUUAACUGGGAAUUCUGACCUUCCCUUCUGGGCCAUCAUCCUCAUCUGCUUGGCAGUACUCCUGGGACUCAUCACAUGCCUGAUCUGCGGCUUCCUGGCGACCACUCGCUGGCGGAAGAAGGAAGAAUACAGCUUCCGGCAACAGUGCCCAGGCUACUACCAGUCACACUUAGACCUGGAGGAUCUGCAAUGACUGGAACUUGCCGGUGCCCGGGGUCUCUUUUCCCCAGCCAGGGUCCAAAGUAGCUUGGCUGGGGCAGAAAUAAACCAUAUUGGUCGGACACA